AUGUCCAUGUUCAAGCCCUCACAGCCCAUGAUGGCGCGCCUGCGCCUGACCACCAAGCAGGUCAAUGGCGGCUACUACAAGGGUAACCGCACUGGGUCAAUGGGUUACUUCGCGAAGAACGGCUCCUACGUGAUCGAUUGGAAAAAGGUCCGCACGUAUGUGGUGCCUGAGAAUCUGGAUCAAUUUAAGCUCACCCCCUUCGUGACGAAACGCAUGGCGCCCACAAAGUCCAAGUAUACGAAAGAGAUUGAGAAGAACGGCCGCGUCAUCACGCUGGAACGCGCUCUCGAGGCCCGCGAUUAUCUGGAUAUGUGGGCCGCGGAUAACGGGCAGGAGGUGAUGGAGCAGGAGCGCAUGGAGCUGCAGGCUGCUGAGGACGCUCGUGCUAAGGCGGAGGCGGCGGAGACCAAGAAGGCCGAGAAGAAGAGGAGGAGGGCGGAGGCGAAGGCCGCUCGGUCGGAGAUCCCGGUUGAGAUGUAA
This is a messenger RNA of Aspergillus heteromorphus CBS 117.55, 480 nucleotides long. Its product is annotated as mitochondrial 54S ribosomal protein mL41. The transcript is spliced from 2 exons. Gene Ontology annotation, biological process: translation. Gene Ontology annotation, molecular function: structural constituent of ribosome. Bases 1 to 480 code for a protein of 159 amino acids. Lineage: Eukaryota; Fungi; Ascomycota; Eurotiomycetes; Eurotiales; Aspergillaceae. Gene Ontology annotation, cellular component: mitochondrial large ribosomal subunit. The record is from RefSeq and is a predicted model, not a curated record.